GGCAGGGCCGCGGCCAUUGCGGCCCGGCCGGCUGAGGGAAGGCGCCGCUGCCGCCGCCGCGAUGGUGUCCUGGAUGAUCUCCCGAGCGGUCGUGCUGGUGUUUGGGAUGCUGUAUCCUGCGUAUUACUCGUACAAAGCUGUGAAGACAAAAAACGUGAAGGAAUAUGUUCGCUGGAUGAUGUAUUGGAUUGUGUUUGCUCUUUAUACAGUUACUGAAACGAUAACUGACCUAACAGUCUCUUGGUUUCCACUGUACUAUGAACUGAAGAUAGCUUUUGUUAUCUGGCUCCUUUCCCCAUAUACUAGAGGGGCAAGCUUAAUCUACAGAAAAUUCCUCCACCCACUGCUUUCUUCUAAAGAAAGGGAGAUUGAUGAGUACAUCGUCCAAGCCAAAGAAAGAGGCUAUGAGACCAUGGUGAAUUUUGGAAGGCAAGGGUUGAAUUUGGCAGCAACUGCUGCAGUGACAGCAGCUGUAAAGAGCCAAGGUGCAAUAACUGAGAAACUGAGAAGUUUCAGUAUGCAUGAUUUGACCACUAUACAAGGAGAUGAGCCUGUUGGACAGAGACCUUAUCAGACAUUGCCAGAAGCUAAAAAGAAAACCAGAGCCUCUGCAAGUGAAUCUUCAGGUUACAAAACUCCACUGGAAAAAAAUCCUGGAGAUGACAAAACAGAUGAAGAGAUGGAGGGGACACAUUCAGAGGAUGAAAUGUUUGCUCAGAGAGGUCUUCGAAGAACUCAGAGUAUGAAAUCUGUGAAAACUAUCAAAGGCCGUAAAGAGAUACGAUAUGGAUCACUGAAAUACAGAGUAAAGAAGAGACCUGUUGUAUACUUCUAAGUGUACUGCACAAUGCCUGCAAGAGAAACUGCUGUACUACAAUAACUUGAAUUCAAGUGUUAAAGAUCUGUGUACAAUUCCUAGAAUGAGUCUGUAUGAAUAGAUAUGGUAGGACUUGGUUUUGUGAGCCUAAGUGAUCAGAUAAAGUAUUACUCUGUUUUUCUAUAAUUGCUUAUUGUUUAGAUUUAAAUCUGGAUAAGUUACAGCAUAAAUUUCAUCACUCCUUAAAUGGGAGUUAAAUGAGUAACAGGAAACACUCUUUUGCCAGAGGUAUUGAACAGACUGAAAUAAUUGCAACUCCAAUUGAAUUAGCAGAAGCUGUAAGUAUCUAGAGCUUGUGAAAAUGGAACCAUAGUGUCCCCAAGUUUACAUGGAAAAAUAGAUUUACUUGAAAUAUUUUUCUGAACUACAAUUCCUGAAAAAGGCCUUUGUGUAAUUUUUAAAUGUACAGUUUAAAGGACAGUGGAUGAUGGUGGGAAAGAAGAAGGAAAGAUGAGGUAGGUAGGAUGUAUCCUUAAUGUCAUCAUCUUGCAUCAUAUUGCCAAGCUUAACAAAUUUAUGUAAUACUAAUAGGUGCAAACUGGGAGUACAUAGAGCACUUUAUGCAAAACUGUAUAGUUUUGCACACUUAAUGAUUUACAACUGCACAUGUCAUUUUAGUGACUUAAUAGGUUAGAGUUACAUUUUGAAUGCCAGCAAUUCUUGUAUUUCAUGAUCUUUUUAAAAUUUAUCUUGACUGCUUAUAAGUACACUUAGGAUGCUGUAGAUAUUUGCUACUAACAAUACUAUCAGGUGCCUUUCUAUGUAUUAUAGAGCUGUGUGGGUUUUGUCUCUGUGUGUGUGUGCGCGCGUGUGUUUUUUGGGGGGUUUUUAGCGUUUUUUGUUUGUGAGGUUGUUUCAUGGUGUUUGUGUCUGUCUUCCUCCAUCUAAAGAGAUGUAACAUGAUUUAAGUCAGAUUUUGGUUAAAAUUGUGGUAAGUAAAACCUGUAGCAAUUCCAGUGAUAGGCCUCAGGGAUCUGAUCAGCCUAUGAGCUGUGUGUUAAAGUCAUGCUGCCAUAAAGGCAUGUUGGAUAGGUUAGUGAGGUCCUGGUUUGGUUUUGCUCUACAUUGCUUUAAGAACGAAUCUAUGUGUAUAUAUAUGUACUUUAGAACAUGUAUGAGUGUAUAUUGCAUAUCAUAUGUGGAUUCUAAAAUGGUCUGCGUAGUACUUUCUUUUAUUGCUGAAGUUAUUACUAAAAUAUUUGCAUAUAAAUAGCUUCUUCUGAAAGUCUAGUUCAUGUAGUCAGUCAUUUUAUAACCUAGAGUCCCAUGGCAUAUCUGCGCAGAGAUUAAUUUUGAAAUGUUUUUCAAGGCAGUGGCUUGUCAAAGUUACUUUUUUAGGUCACCUUUGGUACUAUUUUCUGCAGUUCUGAGAAUUAGGCUGAUUAUAUUUCUACUGUGGAUUCAGGAAGAAGCCACCCACUUUUUGCAGAUAGUAUUUUAUUAUUCAUCUUUGGGACAGACUGUGUUACUUCCCUUGAAGAGAAAAUGGCAUCUGUUUCCUCUUAUCCUUGGAUCUCUGACUUCAGUCCUUAGACCUUCCCCCAGGUAUUGAAAGUCAUCUGCAAGUUUACUGCAGAUUUUAAAUGUGUUCCUGAGGCUUGGGCCUGCUGCAUUUCUUUUUCUGUUACAGCACUGGUAGGCACUCGAUGGUCUGCUGGCAUAGACUGGCAUUCAGAGCAGUCUUCUGCACACUCAGGCCAGGGUUUGAAUUCUGUGGGUACGAGUGCAGCUGGUCUGUGUUGGUGUCGUUCCUCCCUGGCUGUGGGAGGUGUCUGCAAGGCCUUGGCAAAGCUGUGCUCAAAUGCAACAGCACUUUCAGCACCUCUGAGGAACCUCAGUGCUUUAGUGAGAAGUCCCAGCAGGCCAUGUGUGAUUAAAAGGCUAAAGCUUGUAAUCCUUUACUCAGAAAGACGGUUGGAUACCGGAAGACAGGAAGGCUGCUCUCUCCCAAAUGAGUACAGUGGGAAAAUCCUGUCCCCUAACCUAAACUGCACCUUGUUAUCCAGCUUUUCAAAGGAGCUGUGGGCAGGGAGUGAUCACAAAGGCAGCCUCCCUGGGGAUGUGGGACUGCUGCCCCAGGAAUGUUUGUGCUUCUCAUCUGUUUCCCUGAGGCUUGUCUGUGUGUUAAGGUAUGGAAGACACUAGGGAACGCAAAGCUCUUCUAUUUGCAUCUCACCCUGCUCUGAAUAGCAGACUAACCUGGGCUUGGGAUGGAAUCUCUAACUCUUUACUGUCCAGUUUAACACUCACUGACACAUUUUGCUGUAACUAAUCGUGCUUGUUUUACCAGCAAGCACGGCAAAAAAAUGAUCCUCUUGCUCCAAACAGAAUCCUGCAUGAAGGAGUAGGGUAAGCCCUUUUCUCAGGAUUAUAGUUCCUGUUACGGGUUCAUGUAGAUCCUGUUGUGGGGGUUGUGUUUUUAACACAUUUCCAAGGCUAGAGAUCAUUGAAGUAUUUUAGGCUCUACCACACUCCUGUCAGGAAGUUGCUCUAUGUGUCUCUAUGUACCUGAGGCUGUAACUUCUGGCAGACUUCACUUGCUAACUCAGUAGUGAUAAAGGCUAAAUAAAUCUUCCUCUUUCUGGACCUUGCAUGGAAUUAAGAAAGCUGGCAGUAUUAUUCAUAUUCACUACUGUUUGCAUAUAAAUGUACUUUUCUCUCAGAUAACUGACAUGAUCAAACCUUCAAUGUUUUCCUAGCUGUUUUCUUCAGUCUAAUAGACAACUAUAAAAAUAUUUUGUUGCCAGCCUGAUUUUGCUCUUUGAAUUCAUCCUCAAACUGAUUCACUGGAUUAUCUUUGGUUUUUUUCUUCUUACUGUUCAUUGUUAGCUGAUGCUUGUCAGGGCACAAUGGCAUGAUUAGCUUUCAUCCCAGUGAUACGUAGUUCUCUCUCCUUGUUACAUUUAGCUUAGUUUGGUUUUGAAACACUACAAUCUUUUAAACUUUGGCUACCGGGAAUUUUCAAACUUCUCUUGCCUUAGCAACUGCAGAAGUCAUCUGUCUAGCUCUUGCCAGGAAACUUCUUGAAAAAAAUGUUAAAAAUCAAUGUUUAACAUUCUUUUUGGAUUUGGAAUGUAAAAUGUAGUUUAUGUCAAAUUAUCUCAUCUUCUGAACAAAGUGUUUCCUGAGAAUUGACUGACUGCCACCAACAGGACUGCUAAUGUAGUUAAACAGGGACUUGGGGGUUAAAAGUGCUUUAAAAGAGAAUAUGUGUUUCUGUUUAAAUCAUAUCAAGGUUUCAAGACUUUCCAAAAUAUAUAUGAACUGACUAAGAUUUCUCAGCAAGAGCCUACUGUGCUUGUUAAAAUACCCAAUUUGAGAUGAGGAUUAAAUUGAUGGCCUCAGCUGCAAAUAAGCUUAGGCUGGACUUUGAUUACAAUGUAAUUGCCAAUAUUGCUAAUUCCUUUGGUGUGUGAAAGUAACCUCAUAAUAUCCAUUUUGCAAACUGUAAUGAAUUUUAAAAUAGAAGAUAACUUGGUAAAACAGAAUGGUGGAGAAAAUGCUGGACACAUUUAAUUGCUGUUCCUGACAAAAAUGUGUUUUAUUUUUGGUGUUGAUUUUAUUAAUGGGAAGUUGGUAUUUUUAACUAUUUUUUCUACAAAAAUGUAUGUGCAAAGGCAAUACUUUAACAUUUUUCAAGAACUUGUAUUUUUAAAUGCUACAAACCAGAGAAUACACAUUUGGACUGAAGGUAGUAGCUUUAAAAAAAAUGUAAUGUAAGCUUUAAUUUUUAUAUUGUAAUAAUAACUUGCUGUCAACUUGUUUACAUAUUUGUAGGAUGGAAAGCUUCAUUAUGUGCAUUGACUUAUCUUGAUGCUAUCUUUAAUAAAUGCUGCUUUGAGCAGAA
Molecule: messenger RNA, 4724 nt
Organism: Corvus hawaiiensis (hawaiian crow)
Lineage: Eukaryota; Metazoa; Chordata; Aves; Passeriformes; Corvidae
Gene: REEP3
Product: receptor accessory protein 3
Exons: 8
Coding region: 62-835 (257 amino acids)
Biological process (GO): endoplasmic reticulum tubular network organization
Cellular component (GO): cytoplasmic microtubule; endoplasmic reticulum tubular network; endoplasmic reticulum membrane
Molecular function (GO): microtubule binding
Source: RefSeq, a predicted model, not a curated record